Myxocyprinus asiaticus (Chinese sucker) is the source of this 3192-nucleotide messenger RNA. Its product is annotated as 4-aminobutyrate aminotransferase, mitochondrial-like. The transcript has 16 exons. Bases 238 to 1770 code for a protein of 510 amino acids. Gene Ontology annotation, biological process: GABA catabolic process. NCBI's taxonomy places the organism in Eukaryota, Metazoa, Chordata, Actinopteri, Cypriniformes, Catostomidae. Gene Ontology annotation, cellular component: mitochondrion. Gene Ontology annotation, molecular function: pyridoxal phosphate binding. The record is from RefSeq and is a predicted model, not a curated record.
CUAUUGGCUGGAGUCGGCGGAUCCCACAGUAAAACCCUCCUUUUUGGAAAAAGACCAGACUUCAAAUGAUGUUUUAAAGUCCGCCUGCAUUCCUCACUCUUGCGCGUUUCUCGUGCUCUCUCGCCCUUACACCAGAAACCUGAGAGAUUCAACCUCCUGUUCAGCGAAAAGCCACAAAGGUAAAGUGAAAGGCGGUGUUGUGUGCUGUCUAUCUCUCUCUUCCUCUGUCUACUACACAUGGCUUCCACACUCUUGACUCGCCAGCUGGCCGUCUCCCUUCAGCAGAAUCUGCGUCUUGCCACUCCAGGUUGCAGAUAUGUCAGCAAAACUGCCACAAAGACUGUGUCAGAGUUUGAAUAUGACGCCCCUUCCAUGAAGACUCCCAUGCCAGGUCCAAAGUCCCAGGAGCUGACGAGACAACUCGGAGAGAUUCAGAAUGUUGGAGCGAUUCAUUUCUUCUGUAACUAUGAGGAGAGCAGGGGGAACUACCUGGUGGAUGUGGACGGCAAUCGAAUGCUGGAUGUUUACACACAAAUCUCCUCUAUCCCCAUCGGUUACAAUCAUCCAGCUUUAAUAAAAGUGAUGACCAAUCCAAACAAUGUGAGUGCAUUUGUCAACCGGCCUGCGCUUGGAAUUUUGCCGCCCGAGAACUUUCCGGACAAACUGAUCGAGAGCCUUCUGUCGAUUGCCCCCAGUGGGAUGACCCGAGUACAGACCAUGGCCUGUGGCUCCUGCUCGAAUGAGAAUGCUUUCAAGGCCAUGUUUAUCUGGUACAGAAAUAAAGAGAGAGGACACAGCAACCCCUCUGAGGAGGACAUUGGUACCUGCAUGAUCAACCAGAGCCCAGGAUGCCCAGAUUUAAGCAUCUUGUCUUUUAUGGGAGGUUUUCACGGGAGAACUUUGGGUUGCUUGGCCACAACACAUUCCAAAGUCAUUCACAAGCUUGACAUUCCGUCCUUCGACUGGCCCAUCGCACCCUUCCCUAAACUGCAGUAUCCUCUGGAGGAGUUUGUAAGGGAGAAUGAGCAGGAAGAGGCCCGCUGCCUAGAGGAGGUGGAGGAUCUCAUUGUGAAGUGGAGGCAGAAGGGCAAACCAGUGGCAGGCAUUGUGAUAGAGCCCAUCCAGGCAGAGGGAGGAGACAACCACGCCUCCCCUGACUUCUUCAUCAAACUCCGCAAUAUCGCACGCAAGCAUGGCUGUGGUUUCCAUGUGGAUGAGGUGCAGACUGGUGGAGGAGCUACAGGCAAAUUAUGGGCCCAUGAGCAUUGGGGUCUGGAUGACCCUGCAGAUGUGGUCUCCUUCAGCAAGAAGCUGCUCACAGGAGGAUACUUCCAUAGAGAUGAACUGCUACCAGACAAGCCCUACAGAAUCUUCAACACAUGGAUGGGAGACCCCUCAAAGAAUCUGUUCUUAGCCGAGGUGCUCAAUGUGAUCAGAAGAGAGAACCUUCUGGAAGAGGUCACUCGCUCGGGAAAGGCUCUUUUGCAGGGUCUUUAUGCACUGCAGACCCAGUACCCUAAUAUCCUGAGCAGGGCCCGUGGCCAGGGUACCUUCUGUGCCAUAGAUGCCUGUGAUGAUGCCACCCGUAACACUAUCAUGCUUAAGGCCAGGGACAAGGGCGUUCUCCUGGGUUCCUGUGGAGAAAGGUCCAUCCGUUUCCGCCCCGCUCUAGUCUUCAAGGAGUAUCAUGUUCAUCAGCUCUUGAACAUCCUGAAUGACGUCCUGGCUGAGCAGAAACAGAGACCUGGCUGCCAGGUCAGCCACCAGUAAGAAGCAUAGAGGUCCAAACCCAUAGUGGGUUUAUACCAGCCUGUCACAAAUAAUUUGUCUCUCUUUCUCUCAGCCGCUCUCCUCUUACUAUUUUUCUUUUUUUUUUUUUAAAGAUAGAAAUAUGCUUUCUUUCUUUAUUAAUUAGUCAGACACAGAUGUCAACUUUGUGCCAUAUUCUCUUCUUUUACCAAAAGUGGCCAGAUUGAAGAAUAAUGAGUAAACAGUUAGGAAUUAUCCUGGUUAUAACACCCCCCAAAUCUAUGGUCACUCCAAUUGUGUAUUGAUAAAAAAAAAAAAAAAAAAAAAAAAAGCCUAAACAGUCUUUUGCACAUCUCUCAUAUGUUGCAAUUUUGUCUGUAAACUGCAGAAAGAAGUUACUCAGGACCAGAGAAACAGUUACAGUAUGAGCUCACAGAGACAGGACAGGAUUUCUAAUUGCAAUAUUUCUGCUAACCUCUAUUUUUUACCAGCAGAGGCUGUCCAGGUCUUAAUGUUUGGAAGUUAACAUGAAAGAAGUGGUCCCACAGUAUGUAAACACUCAAAAUUCUUGCAGAAGUUCUUGCCAGCAUGGAAAGAAAGCUGCAGUCAUAAAACAUGACAUUUACAGAGAUGAAAACACGUCCGUAAAAUAGAUACUAGUUUAGUAUCUAUAGUGAAAUAGCUGCACUGGAAAUGUUUAUAGUGUGAUUUUGCAUGAUGACAGAUUCGAAUUUAUAGAGAACCUGAAUAUGAUGGUCCUCUCUGAAUUAGAAGCAUGUGUGAGAGUCUUAAAAUCAUUAUGGAAAAGAUGGUUGACUGAUUGCAUCCUGAGAGCCAAUGGAAAUCUGGAAGUGAUAAAGGAGGUACAGAGAACUGUGGAGCCUCUAUUCCUGUUUUAAUUCAAAAACCUCAUAUAACCACAACCAAUCAGCAAGUCCCUUUAUCAAAGGAGAAUGCCUAAUCGUAUUAUUCUUUUAAGGAAAAGUUAAACCAAAAAUGAAAAUUGUCAAUUUAUUCACCCUCCUGUUGUUUCAAACCUGUAGGACUUUUUUUUCUAUGUCAGGCGGUAUGUUAGUCUCAGUCACCAUUCACUUUCAUUGCUUUUUUUUUUCUCCAAACAAUGAAAGUGAAUGAUGACUAAGGCUGCCAUUCUGCCUAACAUCUCCUUGACGUGGAAUUAAGAUAGUCAUACAGGUUUGGAAUGACAUAAUUAAAUAACAUAAUUUUCAUUUUUGGUUGAACUGUCCCUUUAAAACAGAGAUUAGCAAAAUGUAAUCAUAAAGAUCCAUUGUCUUUACUGUGAAGAGAGGCCAAAACAUUUAAAGCACAAGCUUGUGAAACUGUGGAUUACGUGAGAGCCAAUUCUGUCUACAGGUAUGCCAAAAUCCGAUAACAGGGUUUCACAGUUUACCAUGACAGGCCAUAAAUCUGGAUCCACCAACA